GACAAGAUUUGGAGAGGGACCAUGUCCUCAGCUUGGAAUACCCACCGUGUGUCAGAGCCAAUGCCAGAGAUCAUAGUAAAGAUUAUUGGAAGUAAGCACUUUCGGUACCUUGUAGAGAAGCCACAGAUCACGCAGAAUGAGAAGUUGAAGACAGAACCUCAAACCACCUUCCACAAACCCAAAAAUUCUGCAAGACAGGUGAGCAGAGACCUGCCAGGACCCACCAUCCAUUAUGAUCAGCAAAUCACUGCUAAGGCUGCUGAUAAGGAAGAAAGCAAGCACUCAAGCAACAGCCGGAAACCAGAGAGCAGUGAAAAGUUCUUAACAAGAGUCCGCAGUAACAGAUUUCUGGAUAACAGGAUUUCCCAUGAGGCGAAUGUCCACUGCAGCUCUGUUCCAACGGGAGACCAGUCUCUCUCCUAUAUACACUGUCUCCCCAGAAGAAAGUCUGGGGACUGGUCCUUGGAACAUACAGCAAAGGACAGCUCUGGCCACUCUGAGAAAUUUGCCCAAAGACCAGCUAUAAUGACAAGAGAAGAUUCCUUUCUACUCACUUUGGUCAGAAGAGAACUCAAGUCAUGUCCCUUGAGCUCCAGCCCUUUGGACAACCUUCAGAAGGAGCUGAAGACUCUGGACCCCAUCUCUUCAGGGUUUCUCCUCCAGUCACAGCUGAGCCACCUCCUCCUAAGACAUGAAGUCCCUCUGCACUUACCAACAUUGAAGCUUCUCUGCCAAAGAUUUUCUAGAAAAGAUUCACCAGAAAUGGUGAAUUAUGGAGAGCUACUCCAGUUUUUAAAAGAAGCAACUGAAGAUCAUUUACAGCAAAAUGGAACAGCUGUAUAUAGUAAGCCGAGGAAAACUCCAUGUGCCACCCCCCAUAAACACAGCACCCCGCCUCAAGGUUCCAGUUUACUGUCUGAAGUGAACAAGAGCCUGCUGGAGAUUCUGAAGAUGGCACUAAGAACAUGCCAAGGCAAACUCAACAUAGACAGCCUCAACCUGAGUCUUCGAAAAGAAGAUCACUCGUUCUCUGGCUGCCUCCCCGUCCCCAAGGUCAGGGCUAUAUGUGGCAAGCAUGGAUUAUAUCUAACCUGGACCCUGCUGGAAACAUUGCUUAACCACCAAGACUUGGGUUACCAAGGUGAAAUAAAGUGGCAGAACUUUGUCAAGUGGCUGAAUAGGGCGUCUUCCGAUUUGGUGUGUGAUGUGCCAGCAGGGAAAAAUGAGAAGGAAACCCCAGCCAACUUGGUGGAAGUCCCCAAGAGAUGCCAAAGCCGAGCUGAACGUGUGAAAACUCCAGAAAAGAAUCUGUGGCCAGAGAACCGAGCUGCUGUGACUUCAGCCCCACAGAACCCUGUGAACUCCUUUAAGGGGAGGCCAGUAUCUGAGCCUGCUGUGAGCCCAGCCUUGAGGAGGGAAGAAGAACAGCCUGAGCUCUGGAUAGACAGGUUCCGGAAGAUGGAAAAUGCCCUUUACUUGUGUGACAUGAGCAACACAGGAGUUCUGGAGAAGAAGCAGGCCAGGCGCCUCAUUCACAACUACAAUCUCAUUUACAACUUGUCUUUGAGUCCUCGGAGAAUAGAUCAAGCCUUGCGAAGAUUCCGUUCAGGGGAAAACCUCAUCUUGGAGCCAGCACUUCAGUACUUAAAGGAGCUGUGAGAAGAAGUAUGCGCUGUGAGAGCAGAUUUUCUCUCGUUCCUCCCUUUUACAAGGCAUGUGUUUCUUCUCAGUGUGAGUGCUGGGCAGAAGCUGUGUCAAAGCUGGGGCAGAGGCAGCUGCUCCAGCCACUUUGACUUGGACCAGGCUAUGAUAAGGAACACUUCCCAGUGAUCAGGGAGACCCAGCUUUUUCUAAUACAACAAAACUCCAAUCACUUAAAGUGCCCUUCUGUUCUUACAGUGCUUAUUAUCAGUGUGUUUGAUAUUUGUUUCUACAUUGCUAGCAAACUGUGUGGAAACACAGCAUGAGUCCAUGUGUCAAAAGCACGCAGAAUGUUGAUCACUCACCAGAACACCUGGUAAAGAGUGGACCUCAGUAGAUCUUUUUGUUGGGUUUGGUUUUGUGACAAGGUCUAAAUACAUAGUCCAGACUGGCCUUCAAUUUGUAACGUUACUGCCUUAUAUUCUUGAGGAGUUCAAUCCAUAAUUUCCUAUGUGGGAAAUAUACCAUUAUGCUCAUCACUGUUGUAGGAAGAAUUUCCACUGUAAGAAAAAUAAAAGCCAGGUGGAGGUGGCACGUGCCUUUAAUCCCAGUAUACAGAAGGCAGAGACAAGUAGAUCUCUGAGUUUGAG
Messenger RNA from Acomys russatus (golden spiny mouse), 2291 nucleotides. RefSeq names its product chromosome 2 C1orf87 homolog (gene C2H1orf87). Lineage: Eukaryota; Metazoa; Chordata; Mammalia; Rodentia; Muridae. The record is from RefSeq and is a predicted model, not a curated record. The coding region runs from base 22 to 1659 and encodes 545 amino acids. The transcript has 11 exons.